Molecule: messenger RNA, 11198 nt
Organism: Amoebophrya sp. A120
Lineage: Eukaryota; Dinophyceae; Syndiniales; Amoebophryaceae
Source: the annotation of a GenBank genome assembly
AGGCGACGUAGACUAAUGAAAAUACCUACUGUGUUGAGCUCUUUUGAGCACAGCGAUGCUUUUCUUCCAACAAAUCAUGACCACAGAAUGAGGUCGCUGGGCUCUGCUCUUGUGGGCAGCAGUCGAUCCAGCGUCUUGGUCCGGUUCUGAUAAUGGAGGUGGGAGAUGUUGAUGAUGACAGAAAGAACGAGGAGAUGAACAGGUGGAAGAUGACCGCUGCACUAGAACUUCACGACCGUGUAAAAAUGGUGUCAUCUUCGGUUGCGCCAUGCCAGCAGGGGCUUGGCCGGGCGCAAGAUAGUUCAAUGCAGCUCGACGUUGGCCAAGAGAUCAUGAACAAAAACGACAAUCUUCUUACCCCAGCCGGUUCUCGAGGAGGUGAAAACAACCCUGCUGCUACGUCGCGUUCCUGCAGUAGAACGGCGAGCAGCUCAUCGCCCACGGCUUUUUUCCCGCGUGCCGACGUUAGCACUUCUUCUACCAAUCCGGUCGUAGUUCCAGCGUCUAGGUCUAUUUCAAGUAGGAUGAUCUUUGAUGCUCCUGAAAGCCGGCAAAGCAGGGGAGGGCGCAUCGAGGAGUCUUCCUUGUCAAGUCGUGAAGAUGAUGUUCCUAGUCGAGGGGCCGCUGGAUCAGCUUCAAGCUUUAGUUGUGCUAGUUCCUUGACCUCCUCUUCUUCUACGCGGUUUAUACAACGUGUUGAAGACGGUGGAUUAAUAACAUCAACACGCUUUGCAACUGCGUCCUCUUCGUCUUGUUUUUCGUCCUCGUCACACACGGAGCAGGAGCGGCAAGGUGGAACAAGAACACGACCAUCUGUGCGGCCUGUUUCGCAAAGACCAAAGUCAGAUGCGACACUGGAACAGCUGCACCAGCAGGUAGAAGGACCACCAGUGGCGCAGGAGCAACAGGGGAUGAACUGCGUAAGCCUGAUUGAAACUAGAAACCGAAGUCCAAACGCACUUAAUCCGUGUGGACAGUUGAACAGUUCCAGGUGCGCGACCAGAGGUUGCAAUAUGUUGAAGAACUCCGGUGGUACAACUAGACGAGCAGCUUCUAUCUCAACAUCGACUGCGUCAGCUGAUGGUGCAACGAGAAGUAGAAGACCAUGCGCAAGGAUGAAAAACACUCCAGAAACUUGUUCCGGCUGGACAAGGCCAAAGGAAACUAGUAACAGUGCAACGACAUUACCUGCGGGCACUAGCGCCGUCCGCUCUCUCGCAUCUUCAUCUUCAUCUUCAUCUUCAUCCAGGGCUUGCGCUUGUUUGAAUAAAAGCGAGGUAGUAAUGAAUGAGGUUUCGAACAUAAAAACGAUGGUAGUAUCAGACGGCGAAGUUCGAGUUCCUGUCAAGGAGGUGCAGGAGCAGCAAAAUUCAAGUCUUCGGAGUAGAAGUCCUCGUCCAGCAAGUGCUGCUACUUCUUCUAGCGCUGAUCUGCACAGCACACCGAGCAGCAGUUUGGGACCGACUGCAUCUGCUUGUUCACGGCCCCCGGUAGCAGGAACUACGAACACCUCCACAUCGGCGACAUCACAGAUGCUACCAGAGAUAGAAAUUCUCCGAGUGCAAAAAGUAACAGAGCAACUACCUUCAGGAGGGGGCAGCAGCAGCAGCACAAGUAGUUCCUCAAGAACAUGCAGCAUUUCAUCGCAGAUGUUUUCCUCCUCGUUCGACGGGCGAAAUCAUGAUGAUGCGCGCGGGCAGAGAACUCCUUCUUCUUCUGUUGCUCCGUGUAAUAUGCUAGCCUGUUCAACAUCGGUCGUUGUGACAACUUGUUCCAGCUGGUGUAGGUUUUGGUUUUCACCCUCCGGCUGGCGACAGAACUGCAAACAUAAACUCAGGCGGCAGAAGCUGUUCUCGUCGCUGUCGGCAGAGGAUAAGAACAGAGACGACGCUGCCGCGCCUACCUUGAUCGGACGAGGACUGUUGCUGUCGCGAUUUCAUUUCCCGUUCUGCACCAGGAGGAGAAACUCAAGCUCCGCUCGUGCCACUUCUCAGCAGCAGCAGCAGGACCAUUGCUGCAACUGCGAGAGGGCAACUAUCAAGAGAACCACGGGCCGCGGGAGGGAUGAUCUCGACGAGAGAUCCCGGAAGCAACGGCAGCAGCAGCAGUUCUGGCGAGGUAAUUGCACGUCGGCGUCCAAGCUGCAACCACGACACCGCGCAGUAGUAGUCAAGCAGGCGGACGAGGAAAGGAUUAGGAAACAAACAACAUCUACUUGCGCAAGAGAGCUGCCUGUGGACGACGACCGCAGCAACCAAUCUGCCCCCGACAUGAUCCGGAGUUGUAGCACUACCUUCAAUGGCCGCCGCCUACUAGCAGAGUCAGACUACACAGGACGCGACGAGCAACGAAGUGGUAAGGCGUCCUCUUCGACGACGACGUCCGAUGGAAGAGCAAGGCUUUGGCCGCUGUCAACUACAUCUACUUCCUACAGUACACAACUCGUCUUCCAAAGGGAGGUCUCACAGACUGACAUGAGUCGUGGCAGCAGUCCACUACCACUUCCGCGAGGAGGAGAGUUGCAAGAAGAACAACAGCAGCUUCUAGUUCCCGUUGUUCGACAUGAUCGCGGCCCAUUGAACAUCAAAUGGUCUCCUUCAUUGUGCACGAGAAGGAAGACUAGGAAAAAGAUUUCCGCCGCGAUGAAGAUUUUGAACAAAAAAUUCUCUUCAUCCACCACAUGGCGAACAACUUCUUGUUGGAGUUCUUCCACGACUGUGGCCGCGAAAAGUAAAAACAAACCUCCGCCUUGCUUUUAUUAUGUGCCGCUCCUUACAACGACAACGUGUCUGAUGUUCUUUACGGCGGUUUUGCUGCUCUUGUCAACACAACUGCGUAGCUUUCCCAGGACCUCUUCACCGUCUACUUCACCACGCGGACGAGAUGAUGACUCAUCUUCACAGAAACUGCACAACAACAUGGCUACUUUUCUAGUUGCCGCACGGAAAGUUGCUGUGGGUGGCGAGGAGGAAAUGAUCUCCGUAGAUGACAACCACUACGACCACCCUGGGGGCACCAAAAUUAGUAGCAGCACAAGCACGGCGAGCAGCGCCAACGGUCCACCUCUGGGCGAAGCAGGUUUGAUGUCCUCUACUCACGCAGCAGGAGGAGCAGGGGGACCGGGAGAAAACGAAAAGGACGCCCAGUUUCCAGGACCAGGAGAUUCUCCUGCAGAAGAAGAUCAGCAUAAGAUUAUAACUGCACAGCCUAGUCAUGCAGUACAACAACAAGAGGGACUUCCUUCUCCUUCAUCCUCUUCUGCGUUAGAACUAGUCGCGUCUGCGGGCGGGGGUGCUGCGGCUGCCCCCACGCAUGCACAUCAUGCCCUAAGAGGCGCUGGCCGUUCUCCUUCGCGCGGGCUCGAGCUGCUCGAGCAGCAGGACCACUCCUCUGGGAUCUUCGGGCCAAAAAUAACUACCGGAGCCAGUCAAAAACCACCAGAGCAGGCAGUCGCCGUGUCGAACGACGGCGGGGUGGCAGCGGUGGAAGAAUUAUGGGACGAAGCAACUACACCAAACCUGCUCGCCUCCACGACUUUGGAAGUAGAUGAGCAGCCAACUGCAGCUGCGCAACGACAUACAAGAACAGGAAAUACGCAGGAAGAACCAGUGUUGCCAGCAUCCUUCAUCGCAGAAGUAGAUGCUCAAGAACCAACUGCAACUGCUGCAGUAGCACACGAACACGAAGAACGUCACAAGCUUGACGAUGAGCCUCAGCCUCUCGUCUCCCAGCAUGCUACAAGAAUCGGCGCGCCGGCGCGGAAAAGUGGAAGUGUAGUGCCAUCUCCGCAAAAAAACAAUUUUCUUGAAUUGGAUGAAGAGAUGAUGAGAGAAGGCGAGCAACUACAGAGACUACACAAGGAAGAGAACCAGGUCGCGCAGAGGACGUACCGGAUGUCGCAGGAGCUGCAGCAGCAGCAGCAACUCCACAAGCUGCAGCAACUGCACACGAUACGAGAACAAAUUCGUCUUCGGCGGAUAGAGAAGAGGAAGAAAUACCGCAAAAACCAAAUCCUGAAGCUGGAGCAACAGAGAAGAACAAACCUAGCGGCCAAGAAGAAAACGUCGCAGUCCACCGGAGUGGGAGAACAGGAAGGGGCGAUGAACAAGCAACAGAGCAUCGACGUGCCGUUCCUGGACAUAAACUGGGACUUUGGAGGUGAGGAUUGGCUGAGCGACAGUGUCGGGAAAGUGUUGGAGGAGGCACACGGCAUCCAUUCAGACGCUCUGGACGCGCUUCCUGACCACCUAUGGACAAAAAAGGACGACCUAUGAUCCCGAUUUUCCGUGUUCUGCAUGAUGACAGGAGACACUAUGAAUAAUAUUCAGAGCAAUAAGGUUGCUCUGAUCUGUAUAACAGGCUCAGAUGUCGAAUUCAAUCAAUUUUGAAAAACAUUUUUUUAGCUAGCGAAAGCGCCUUCAACAAGAACUAGUUAUUUUUUGAGAUGAUGUAGUUUUAAACUAGUUAGCUCAGGUUUCGGUAGGGCCUUUGCGGAUGCGCAGAAUGCAUAAGUAGCUAUUUAAAGUUUAACUAUUUAGGCGCUUUAGCAAGCGAAAAAAAUUUUUUCAAAAUCCGUUGAAUUCGACAUCUGAGCCUGUUAUACUAAUGUGCAUGCUUUGCAUGUUGACAAAUUACAACAUACGCGGAGGGGUCUAGUUGAACUUUUUCUGUGGAUACCCUGGCGCAUCGGAUAGCGCAACUUGGGACGACGCUGACAAAGAGUCGUGGGCCGACGAUAUUUGGGCCGAUCUAUUUCGUGACAGCGAUAGCAUUCCCGACGAAAUAAAAGAAGACGACAGCGCAAAAAGUGAGUUCAAAGCCGCCAUGAUCGUAGCCGCGGACGAGCUCGACAAAGACCAGGACAUACACGAACUCUUCCGGUCCCAGGACGAAAACGGCAAGAACGUGCACUGGGACGCCAAAGCAAAGGAGCUAACCCAUGAAAAGCUCUCGCUCGCGAUUGCAGUGGCGGCGCAGGCUAUCCCACGAAAAAACUGCUUCAGUGUAAUGAUUUUGCAAGAAUCGCGUCACAAGUUUGUUACACAUGACAAAAAAAACUUGGCAUGCGUGCUCUCUAAGAGAAAACACAGCUAAAAAAAGUCCAAUGUCUUGCAUGUGUAGCAAGACAACCGCAUUUGUGUUCCGUUCUCUGCAUCACAAGUUCACAGUGAAACAGGGUUUUCUUACGAUGCAGGCCGCCGUUGACGACGACAAGGGGACGGAAGGCGCAAAAACGGAAGUCAAGGAGCUGUUUGAAAAUAUGAAGUCGGGUUUGCGGGCUAUCCUGUGUAAAAACGUCCCCACCCCAGAGUUGUCAUGCAGAUUUGCGAUGGCAGGAAGAUUUGUAAUGCGCAUGUCCCUGCCAGGCGUGGUCGUUACCAAUCGUGUUUUGAAGUUUGUAAAUGUGUAAGCAGGAUUACAAGCUGGCUUUCUCAUGUGGCUGCCCUUGCUAACCAGUACGACACUGCAGAUGGGAACUUGUCAUGCACAACUCCCAAACCGUGGAGAUUUGUGCUGCAUAUAGACCAACUGGACUAUGGGGUGGGGACGCUUUUGCUCAGGAUACGGGCGGACAAAGACGACUGGAGCAAAGCGAGUCAGUAUCUAGCCGGCCUGAAGACGGUAAACAGCGCCUUCGCCACGGGUGGCGAUAAUUUGCUGAAGUCGGAGGCCGCGGUCCAAAUUCCCAUCGCCCUGGAUAUGACCUGCUCAAGCGUCCCAAUCUUAAACGUUCCAAUAGAAUUUGGAAAUCUGUGAUGCAAGAAGUGCAUGAUCUAGCCAAGUUUCAUAGGACUGCACAUGACAAGUUCCGGAGCAGUCCCAAACCGCACUACAAUCUGCCGAAAUUUGUCUUGCAGAAAGUGGAAUGGUCUGCGAGUCUGCCAUGCUCAUUAUGCAAGACAAAUCCCAGACUCUAUUGUAGCGCUUGAGAAGAUUGUAACGCUUGAGCAGGUCAUACUGGAAGCCACCAGACUCGCGGCGGAGACGAACACAGACGCGGCGGGCGCAGUGCAAGCGGUGCAGAGCAGCCUCCAGAGUGUGGACUUCGAAGCCCUCGCUGGGGCGGCCGUGAACGGUGUGGACGAAGACAACGGGAAAGGGGGUCUGUGGCAGAUCGUGCACGAAGAGCUGAGUAACCCCGCGCAGAAGGCAGAGUUCAUCCGGUCCAUGAGCACGAUAGCGGACGGAUACAAAGGCAAUGUGCCCGGGAGCCAACUCUCAAACGUGGGGUUUUUGUUCCGUGUUGCCCUGGAAGGGAGCAAGCAGGACAACAUAGGCGCCCCGGAACUGAUCAGCCACCUGGUACGCAUUGCAAAAGGUGUAUCGUGCUAGAAGUAGUUGGAAUUAUUGCAUAUGCAAACUUCCUCAGCGUGCUGCAUGUGCGUAACAAGUGAAAGUUGAAAGUUGUUCUUGUCAUGCUGAACCAGCUAACGAGCCAGGUUUUUCAUACAAUAUAGCAAUUUUUCAUUACUCCGAGCAGUGCGAUACACCUUUCUUGCACAGGAUACCUGAUGUCCCACCACGAUGCGGCCCACAAAACAUUUACCUAUCCUGCGUAAAAACACGACCCCAAAGUCAAGAUAAAAAGAAUAAUUUUCUUUCACAAAUCAAAAUGCUGCGCGAUGAAGUUCAUCGCACAGCAUUUUGAUUUGCAUGACUACAAGAAAUCUGGAAUUUGGAUGAACGGCGCAUGACUACAAGAAAUCUGGAACAACAAGCUAAAAAUGAAAGACUAGACUCUCCUCAUGUUGCAUCGGUCCUCUGCGCCGCAUGAGAGACCACAUCCUCAACGCGCAACUUUUCGUGAAAUCCAGGGGGUGGGGGUGACGUAGUUUUUGCGCAGGAUAUUGCCGUCCCUGCCGCAGGGACAGAUCAGGAUUAUGAAAUGCAAAAGCAUCGUACUUGCAUAAAUUACAAUACGAAUUUUUAGCUCAGCAUUACAUGAUUUACAAAUGGAAUGGAAUUUGUGAUGCGGAUUUCCCUGAAGAAAAAGAUUUGUAAUGCGUAAAAGCAAUUUAGUUUUAGUACGAGUACGAUACUUUUGCACAGGAUAAGGAUUUGGUCUUCUCGAUCUCGGACUGGAUGCAGAAGUCGAAAGGUACGGAACAGCACCAGUUGUAGAACUGUAAAACUUCGCGGAAUACUAUUGAUGAUGUUUGUAGUAGUUGUUUUAUUGCGCAUGAUUUCCAUUUCCAGCAUCGUGUUGCUUGAUAUAAUAAGUGGACUUCAGAAGUUGAAGUCUUGUUUCAUGAUCUCAAAGAAGUCUCGAUGUCGUGCCACCUGCUGCUGUGUGAUCUAUCAUAGUUGUGGUGCGACCCUUUGCGCUCAUCUUGCCAAGAAACAAGGAGCAGCACAAAAACAAUGCAUCUAUCGAUUAACUAUACCACAACAGCCGAGCAGGCGACGGACAUAAGCGACCUGUUGAGUAAAUGUGACGCUUAUGCAAUACAAAUUUCCCGUACAUGUACAAGAUGCAUCACAAUAAAUUUCCCCAAUUUGGAGUGUGAAACUUGUCACGCUAAACUAGGAUCGAAGCCAAGUUUUGUCAUGCAGAGACUGCAUUUGUACAUGUGCGGGGAAUUUCCUGUGGAUAACGCUUUCCACACGCCCGACGACCCGCAGGCCACCUACAUGGAUGAAAUGAAGAGCUCGAUCGGCGUAUGCAUCGCGAGCAGAAUGUCUAGGUCUGGAAGUAUAAGUAGCCCUCGCAAGAAAUGAUGCCAUUUUGAAAGGCAUACACCACAGAUGAGGACAUCAUGGAAGGUCAUGAAAAAUGUGCAUGGCAAUAAACAUUAUUGCACUUAUCCAGACCCAGACACAUAAUUUGCAUGGGAUAUGGCGAUUGGUUUACGAAAUCGGGAAACGUUGUAGCGGCCUCCGUGCACGACAUCCAGAACGCCGCUUUGCACCCACACUUGGGCAACUAUGGCCGCGUUCUCAAACGUUACAUUCUCAACUGUUACAUGAAUUUGUGAUGCAAGAACGGCAAAACUAAAGGGGGUGACCUUGCGCGUAUAAUUGCAUGACAGAUUCGGCGCAGAUUCUGAGCCUGUUUGGCUCUUCGCGAAUUUGUCAUGCAAAGCAGCUUGAUCGUGUCAAUUUUGAUUGUAAUUCUGCAUGACAAAUUCAUGUAACAGUUGAGAAUGUAACAGUUGAGAACGCCAUAGCAACCCGUUUCAGGGCGGGGGUGGUGGACCUCAUGUCGACGUGGGCGACAUUAUUACAGAGCACCCAGGGCCGGUCGCUGCUGUAUAUCAAACAAAAAAAAAGUGUGAAUCCUAACGGCUGCCACGACAGAAUGCAGUCUGUCAUGCAUGAAAAACCUUUUGUGCUGUUGCUGUUGCGUUUCUGCAUGCCAAAAUGUUCCGUUUAGAUUAACACUUUUUGGCUUUGACGCUGCGCUGCUCGGAGCCGCCGGUGCUGGUGGCUGGACCUAUGCAAACAAGGAUAAAAUUAAGAAAAUGCACGACUCCCCCGCCUUCCCCUCACUUGUUUAUGCAAAAUGAUGAAUCCGGGUCAUGAUUACAUUUGGCGUUGGGUGACCAUUUGGGUGGCCCAACGCCAAAAUGGGUGACGCUUGUGUUGCUGUUUAUGCAAUACAAAUGAGGGCGGGGAGGGGCAGUUGUGCACCCUGAUACGCAUCAAAGACAAUGUGAAAAAGGCCGUGCCCAAGGGCGUGACCAAAGCGCUCGAGAUAUCACAAGGAAAAAUCCCCCCUCCCCAUAUCAAAAGGAAGUCUCUGAUGCUGGAUUUGCGUAUACAAAUCAGGUUUGUCUUGCAGCAGAGGACUGCAGGCUCCUGCCAAGCCUGAGUAGAGAGCUUUUGGCCUAGGCGCUUAGCAUGAGAAACGACUAUCAUGUAGGUCCAACAGCAUCACAAACCGCCGGCAUAAUGCGGCAGAGCCUGUGGAGUUGUCUUCUUGCAAGACAGACGUGAUUUGUGGUCUCAAAUCAGCAAGACAAAUUUGCGGAAACAGGCCUUUUCGAUAUGGGGAGAGGGGAUUUUUCUUCUCAAUACGAGAACGUGGAGAACAGCGUGGAAAAGGCUAUGAAUUGCAAAUUAUGCAAGAAAAAAACUGUGUAAGUGUAAAUUUGUGUUGCAGAACAUGCAAGAGAGUUACACCUGUCAUGCCAGACAGCCACGAAGUCCUCUUUUCAACUGUGUUUCCCCUUACAAGCCACGCAUGACAGGUUUUCUCUGUCAUGUAGAGCAAAUUUGUGAUGCUGUUUCUCAAAGAAAGUUACACUUACACACUUUUUUUCCUGGAUACAAAUGUAUUCGAUACUAGUAGUAGUCGCAUCUUCAGAAAUUUGGUCAGCAUGAGAACAAACGCAAUUUGUUGUAGUGCGGGUUUUUUACCUCAAGAUUGAGACCUGUAAUCUAUUAUACCUGCGAUCUUUACCAGGAUGAAGUAUAAUACAACUUUUGCAGUGCAUAGUUGCCGCUGGUCGGCUAGCCGGUUCCUUGAGGACAGCGGCGGACACGGCCUUUCGUAGUCAAGCAGGCGUAUGGGAUUCAUCUCAAGCGUUUACAUUCUCAGAUGUUAGAUGGACUUGCAAUGCAAGAGCAGCAACAGUGAAGCGGGUAAGCUUGCAGCUCUCGCAGCACAAAUUUGGUACAGAAAAAUUAGGCGCUGCUUAGCCUCCCCUUGAGUAAUUUGUCAUGCGAAGUAGCUACUUGAUCGCGUGGCUGCUUAUCGUACUUUUGCAUCACGAAAAAUUCAUGUAGCAGUCGAGUCUGUAACGACGUUUGAGAACUACGCCAUAAACAAGCGCCACAGGAGCCACGACCUCAUCCGAUGGUGGAGCAGAUUCUUUACAAGCAACUACUACAGCAGGUGAUGAUAAUAAAGAUCGCGAUGAUGAUGGUGAUGAUGAUGCUCUAGGCGACAGUACGUCAUCCUCUUCGCGACAAGUAGACACUGACGGUAGCGGCCCGACACCAGCUGCACCCGCGAAGGAGUCGAGCAGCACCAGCACCAGGUCUACAGGAGACGCUGCUGACGACGACGACGACGAUACACCAACACCGGCGCCAGAGAGCGCGAGCGCGCGGACGAAAAAGAAAGGCAAGGGGAAGGCAAAGAGCAAGGGGAAGGCAAAGAGGCAGGGCAAGGGCAAGGCAAAAGGGAAGGGAAAGAACAACGCGAAAAACAAGGGAAAGAAAAAAAAGGCGGCGGCAAGCUCCUUUGAAGAAAAACAAGGCGAGACAAACAUCAUGGAGAAGAAAAACAAACAGGGGAAUUUCCGAAAACCCACGUAGAACAAGCUGCUAGUUUUAUUAUACCGAGAAGAUAGGAAGCACUUCCUCGGUCACAUCGUCGAGAGAAAAAAAAAAUCGAGAUUAAAAGAAAAAGAGUUAGCACACCAAGUAAAGAAUUUGAAUUUGCAAACGAGCACGAGCGUGCUCUCUUUCAUUUUUUUAGACGAGUACCUCUAAAACAGAUUCGAUACUACAGUACUAGCAGUUUAUUUCCAUUUACCAGACAAAUUAAUUCUACCGUAAAAUGCUUUCAUCAAUUACAAUUUCACAUUCAAUUUUCGAUGUAACAACCACUCUGUCACUGAUAGGAAAAAAAACAAAGACUGAGAAUUUGGAUUAUUGUUGCGGUAGAUUCACAACUGUACGACAGGCCACCACGCCCGCUGUCAGAUCGUAGAUGAGAUUGAUUUGCAAGUUUUUUCAUUGUAUCGAGACAAAGAAUAUAGAAAACCAGAAGAAUUCAUUUAUCUCUCCACACACCUUGAAUACCAAUAUUUAAUACGAACUUGUAGUUUAUUAACAGGAUGAUCCUGCUGUUAUAAUCUUCCACCGGGCCGCAGAAUGUUGAAACUAAAACCAAAUCUUCUUUCUGAUCCUGCGUCGGAAAGAACAAGAAGAAGUUGGACCUCGUGGUGACGGUUGCCUACACGUGGUCUCUCAGGCAAAACGUAAACGACCCGAACCAGUAGAGCCUGGCUUCCUUCUUGCGAUGAGAGAUCGUUUUGAAGAUGAAAUCAGUAGCCCGAUGAUGGCAGAUAUCUAUUGUAGUAUUGUAAACCAAGAAGACGACGACCCACGUUGAAGACACGACGAAGCAGAUUUGUUGAUUGUAUGUCCCUGUACAGAAAAUAUGAUCCGAAACAGUCAAAAAUCCGCAGAGGAGCGCAACAGCGGCGGCUCAAUGGGCGCUCAACAGCCGGCGAGAUGCGGGCGGG